ACGCAGGUUGACGUGCCCCCGUCUCCCCAGAUCCACCCCCAACCGCCGGCCUCCCCUCCAGACACGCGCAUCUCCAUCCGGCGCCGUCGCAUACCAGCCAGACGCCAUGUCGGUCAAGUUCGAGAAGGAGACAACCAAGACGACGGCCGCCGUCGCCGACGCCGUGAGCGGCAAGGGUAAAGACGACAUCCUGCACAAUGUCGGCGAGGCCCUGACCAAGGGUGCCGGCCCCAACGGAUACCUUGCAGCGUAUCUCAAGCAGCUGCAGAGCAACCCGCUGCGCACUAAGAUGCUCACCUCGGGCACGCUGUCGGGCCUGCAGGAGUUCCUCGCGUCGUGGAUCGCCCACGACAGGAGCAAGAGCGGCCACUAUUUCACCUCGCGCGUGCCCAAGAUGGCCAUCUACGGUGCGCUGGUAGCCGCGCCUCUCGGGCACGUCCUCAUCAGCAUGCUGCAGAAGCUGUUCCAGGGCCGCACAAGCGUCAAGGCCAAGAUCCUGCAGAUUCUCUUCAGCAACCUGAUUAUCUCGCCCAUCCAGAACAGCGUCUACCUGACGUCCAUGGCGCUCAUUGCCGGCGCCCGCACAUUCCACCAGGUCCGCGCAACCGUCAAGGCCGGGUUCAUGCCCGUCAUGAAGGUCAGCUGGAUCGUCUCCCCCAUCUCGCUGGCGUUUGCCCAGCAGUUCCUGCCCGAAACCACGUGGGUGCCGUUCUUCAACAUCGUUGGUUUUGUCAUCGGUACAUACAUCAAUGCGCACACUAAGAAGAAGAGGCUCGCGGCUCUGAGGCGGAAGCACUACGGCGACGGCGGUGGCAGUGGCAGGAGCCAAGUAGGCGGCAGGCCCGGCGACGAGUACAGCCGCGACCCCCGUGACUCCCGUGAUCCCCGCGACCCCCCGCGUUACUAGACGGCGGAAGCUCCACCAUGCACCACCACAGCGUAAUGUAAAUCGCACUGGAUCCGGGCUGCUCAGGCUUCUGGCACUUGGCGGAUUCUUCUGUACCGUGCGCUUUGGGCUACGAUUCUGUAUAUCCCUCAUGUUUCUUGUUUGAUGAUUUGAUGGUCGGUAGCGCUGCCAUUUGGUCAUGCCAAUCUAUGUUCUGAUAUCCCUCUGCACGUCGUCCC
This is a messenger RNA of Boeremia exigua, 1125 nucleotides long. RefSeq lists its product as uncharacterized. The transcript has 3 exons. Gene Ontology annotation, cellular component: membrane; cytoplasm. NCBI's taxonomy places the organism in Eukaryota, Fungi, Ascomycota, Dothideomycetes, Pleosporales, Didymellaceae. The record is from RefSeq and is a predicted model, not a curated record. Bases 107 to 907 code for a protein of 266 amino acids.